UGACCUUCGUCUAAAACAGAAAAAAAUCCAAUAUAACUAAUAUUUCGAAAAUCCCCUUGGACCUAGUUUGAUGUAAAUUUAAAAAUAUGUCUACCGGCUUGGAACUUAGAGAACCGAUACGAUAGGUAGCUAAUUUAAUCCUAUUAAAGGAAACCUGAGACUUACAGGGUCCCGUAAGGUUUCAUCGCCUACUUGGUGAGCUUUGUGUCAGUUGUAAUAGCUGUGUUGGAGUUGAUUGUUGACUGGAUAUUGUGUUUAUGUGGCCAACGAUUGGGAAUAAGUAUGGAUCUACUACAUAUUAUGAAAUUUGGAUAUGCUGUGGUAAUUGGUAGCAUAAUUAUUAUGAUAUGGAUUUCAAUGAUAGAGUCCAAACAAGUAGAAUCAGUCAUUUACCCUCCUUGUUUCUUCAACCCGCUUUGCAGUUGUUCCAAGUCAGUGCCAGAUUUGGGAAUUGUACGAUGCCAAGAUGUUCAUCUGCCAAGAAUACCAGAAACUGUCAACACGUCCAAAGUAUUUAUGUUGCAUAUGGAAAAUAACGAAAUGAGAACUUUGGAGCCUUACUUUUUACAAAGUACAGGAUUGUAUAAAAUAAUUAUCAGCGAAAAUCCUCUUUCUACGAUAACGGAUGAAGCUUUUAUUGGUUUAGAAAGGUCUCUCUGGGAAUUAGAAAUCAGCCACUGUCACUUAACAAUUGUUCCAAAUAGAGCGAUUCGAUAUUUACAAAAACUCAGGAGAUUAGACUUAACUGGAAACGAUAUCAAUAAAAUAUCUCCUGAAAACUGGAGAGGUAUCGAACAUUCUUUAGAAGUUCUAGUGCUAGCAGAGAACGACAUCAAUCACAUACCUAUAGACACUUUCUCGGGACUGCCAAAUUUGGACACAAUAGAUUUAAGAGGCAACAAUCUGAGGGAAAUCGAUCCUUCUGUUUUUAGAGAUGGUUUGGGCAGACUAGCUUAUUUGAUUCUAGCCGAUAAUCAACUUAGUUCCAUACCUUACCAAGCCCUUCAGCCUUUGAGACUCUUGAAGACGCUAGAUUUAAGCUUUAAUAGAAUUAAUAAAAUGCAGCCUGCAACAGAACCUGGUGUACAGAUUAACCUGAACUAUCAGUUAAAUUUAGACACUUUCAGACUAGAUUACAACCAAAUUUCAUUUCUGGAACCAAUGUCAUUUCAGUACUUCAAUGUAUUGAAUAGAACUUAUUUGGAUGGAAAUCCUAUAACCAAUUUAGAAGAAAAUGCAUUUCGACAAGCAAAAAUCAAAGAACUAUAUCUACGGAGCUGUGGUUUGACACAAAUUAAUCCAGCGGCAUUUGAGGGUUUAGAGAAAUACCUAGAAAUUUUAGACCUUUCAGGAAACAAUAUAUCUCUCUUGCCAGAAGCUGUUUUUCAUCCAUUCCAAUUGUUGAGGUCUCUAUCGUUAAGGGAUAAUAUUUUGCAAAAACUGAAUCCUAUUGAAGAUUUUAAUGGAUUUCAAUUCACUUUGUACAACUUGGAUUUAAGCGGUAAUGAGAAACUUUCAUUGUCACUUCAAGAUCUAAGAAGGUUGCGUAGUCUACGAAGUUUGUCGAUGUCAAAACUAACACAGCCAACCUUAUCUGCUGAUAACUUUUUGGAAUUUGGAAUUGACUUGGAAGAAUUAAAAAUUAACUUUGCAAAUCUGCAAACUAUCAAAAACAAUGCUUUUCAACACGUACAUGGUUUAAAAUCUAUAGAUUUAUCUGAAAAUGCCAUCGGGACGAUUGAAAAUAAUGCAUUUACUGAUAUUGACCAUUCUCUAACCCAUUUGAAAAUAUCUCACGGUCUGUCUUCAUCUUUAGCAAAUAUUCCAGCAGAUGCAAUCAAAGUCCUUACGAAUUUGAAGGAAUUGGAUUUGAGCAACAAUAAACUUAAAAUGAUGCCAGAUACGUCUUUCCAUUCUUUACGCCAAUUGCAAAAGUUGGAGCUUCAGGAUAAUACUAUCGAUGUUAUUCAUAAAGGAACUUUUCAGGGAGAUAUCCAUGAAGAACUCGAAGAAAUCUAUUUAUCGUUUAAUUCCCUAAAAACUAUCAGUCAGCACACCUUCGUCCAUUUACCAAAACUUGAACAACUUCUCUUAGAUGACAACAAAAUAGAAUCUUUGGAAAGAAGAGCCUUUAUGAACUUAGAAAAUAUUAAACGACUCAACCUGAAAGGCAACAAAAUAUCAUCGAUUUCUUUGGAAACGUUUCAAAAUCUACCGGAACUAGAGGAUUUAGAUAUGUCUUAUAACAAAAUAAAAACUUUUGAGUUUACUAUGUUUGACCAAGUGGGAACAUUGUCUAUAUUUUGCGUGAAUAUUAGUCAUAACAGUUUAACUGAGCUAUUGGUUAAUGUACCAAGUACUUUCGAAGGUGCAGUCUGUUCUUUUUGUGAAGGCAUCGGAAGCGUUCAUUCCAACAUCAAACUUUUGGAUUUGUCGUACAAUAACAUUUCUGCGAUUUCCAAACAAUUCUUCAGGCCCGUUGAAUUGUCAUUGACGCAUCUUUAUCUGUCACAUAAUAAUCUUUUGAACGCCAGCAGGGAUGUGUUCGGGAGCUUGAGGCAUUUACAAUGGCUCGAUAUCUCGUAUAAUGGGAUGUAUGAGAUGGAUUUUGACAUGUUUAGAAACACGAAAAAACUACAGGUCCUACUAGCAUCGCACAACAAAAUCGCAGAUGUAGCAAAUGACUUAUUCAGGUUCUUAAGCAACUUAAGAAUCGUGGAUUUGUCUCACAAUCGACUAAGAGCGCUGCCAGACAACCUAUUCCGCGAAGAAGGUCUGGAGAAGUUGGAUCUAUCACACAAUAUGCUAAGCAAACUGCCCUUAACCAGCAUGUCUGUUUCUACUGCCAUAACGGUGUGCGAACUUGAUCUGUCUUGGAAUAGUAUAUCUUCUUUGUCACAUGGAGGGCUGCUGACUAGGUUCAGAAGUUUGAAUUUUCUGGAUUUAUCUUACAACAGAUUAGCAUCCAUUGAUGCUGGUACAUUUAAAGGUUUACCUAAAUUAUCCGCUCUGGAUUUGAGCCACAAUAGCCAACUGGUGUUUGAACCAAAUGGAUUAAGCUUUCAAGGACUAGAGUAUACUCUAUACCAUCUUCAAUUAAACAACAUUUCUCUGUCACAAGUACCAACAUUACCAACACCGCAUUUGAUAUCACUAUCACUUUCUCAUAACUCUUUGCCGACAGUUCCGCCAGAGAUGACAACCAAUUUAACAAAACUUCAGCGAUUGAACUUGGAUCAUAAUGAUUUAACUGCCAUUCCAAUAGUGACUCAUCAACUUGAUGAGUUGAGAUAUUUCUCAAUCGCAGGAAAUCCUGUAACUUUCCUGAGUAACACAAGUCUGCUAGGCGUUGCUGAUCAUUUAGUAGAACUAGACAUAAAAAAUCUUGAACUAAACACAUUAGAGACAGGGGUAUUUUGUAAGAUGUAUUCAUUGCGAACUUUAGAAAUGGACCAAUUUCCUAAUAUAAAAAAUUUAAACAUUCCCAGUCUACUUCAGUUUAACACGGGAUUAAGAAAUCUUGAAAUUCAUGUUGAAGCCCCUACAGAUGAUAAUUUAGAAAAACAAAUGUCUGGAGAGUUACCUUUAAAGUUAAGAAAUAUAACGUUUACAGGGAAAGGUCUUAAAAAAUUAGGAGGAGAUGUCUUGAAUGGAAUUAGAAGUCCAGUGUUUCACUUUGGAGUGCAUAACACAAGUAUAAUGAAACUCGCAGCCAAUAUUUUUGAUGACCUUUAUAGAGUAAAGAACUUAACAGUUGAUGUAAGGGAAAACCAAGUACUUCAAAAUCUACUAAACCCAUCACGAGGACACAUGCCUAAUCUUUAUGGAAAAACGUUUUUAAUCGAUUUGGACAUCACUGGAAAUAAAUGGACAUGUGAUUGUGAUUUAGGGUGGGUUGAAGUCUGGCUCCGAAAACGUCGACAGUACCUAUGCGGAGACAGUCCUCCAGUCGCUGCGUCCUUCACAGACUCCAAAUACACUUGCCGACACGUCGAUGAUGAUCUAAGGACAGCUCUAUGCCAUAACAAGAACAAUCAAACUGUCAUUGAUGUGUUGAAAAGCGACAUUGAAUGCGGCUGGAGCUUUGCACCACGUAUAUCCACACUACCUGUCUUAGUGUUUGUCUUUAUUGUUUCUACGUUACAGUUAAUUUAAACACUGUUUAUUUUGUGAUAUAAUUAUUAUUUAACUCUGAUAAUCCAAUUUUAUGACUGACACCAAAAUAAUUCUUUGUUUCUAGUUCAUUAACUAAUUGUAUUAACAAUUUUUUUUCUAAGCCCAUUUGGCUCUUAAUAUCUUAAUAUCUGAGUAAAAGAUUAUACAAACUAUUGUUAUUUAUGUUAGUACAUGUUUUAUUUGUACAAAAUAAUAGAAUUUUACUUUAAAAUUUGUAGAGUUUAAAUGGACACACUAGUACUUUAUUUAACGUGUUAAGUAUGUACUCAUAAAUUCAGAAACUAAGUAUUUAUUUUAUAUUAUUUUAUUUUGUAUAAUUUUAUUUAACAUGUAAGAAUAAGCAAAAUUCCUAGAUUAGUACCUUAUUAUACAUAACAUAACAUGUUGAUUUUUUUCUUUUACAGUGACCCUUUUUUCUUAAUUUUUGCUGGGUAUGUAUUUUUUUUUGUUCUGUAUUUAUACGAAGUUUUCUGUAUUUUUUCAAUGGUUCCAACUAAAAAAUACAAACAGUUGGCUAAUAACAGUGUAAUCACGAGUGUAACCACUAGUCAAUAUUAGUACUUGAACAUUUGUUUUUCUUCUUCAAGUGCCUUCCUCUAUCGAAGGUUGAAAAUGAUCAUGACCUUGCGCACCCUGUUGACUGCCGCUCUAAACAGUUGUGCACUAGAGCAUUUAAACCAUUCCCUCUAGUUCUUAAGGCAGGAUAUUAUUCGCCUUCCCACAUUUUACUUUCCUCCAAGUUUGAAGAAAGUUUGAAAUGGGAGACCAUUGUACAAGACCGACAAGAGGGGAGGAAAAUAGUAAACGCGACGAAGACUCACGAGUUGUAGACCAAGAAAGAAGAAAAAAAGAAGAAUAAUAAGUUGCACUAAUGAGUAUUUUUAUCCUCUACUCACGUGUUUCUAAGUACUCAAGUUUUCGUCUUUGAUAGUUAAUAUUAUUUUCUAUGCUUUUAGUUACUUCCAUGUUUUACAUUCUUUGAAUCCAUGAUAUUCGUAGAAUUCUUCUGUAGCACCAAAAUCACAAGGUGGACAACUUAUUCAGAUCGGCUUGUUUAAGUGUAAGCCAUAAAGAAGAGUAGAGAACACGUAACACUGAAACAUCUUUAGGCGUUGUUCUAACAUUAUAUCCCGACAACAAAGAAAUUUUUUAAGUUUAAUGGAUGAUGUACGGACUAUUUCAAUAUUGUCUUAAUUUCUUUGGUUUGGUCUACAUUUGCUGUUAUCUAUGUUCAUAAGCAUUUGUAGGUAUCACACUCCCAAUUCUUCUUCUUCUUCUUAGCGUUCUAUCGUCUACGUUUGGACAUAGGCCUCUCUUAACUCCUUCCAUCGGUUUCCAUCCUGAGCAACAUAUUUCAACCCACCUCAUCUGUGGUCUUCUCUCGGUCGUUUACUUUAGUAAGGUCUCCAAUGUUGUAUUGUUGCAUUCCAAAGUUGGUCUUUUUGUCUAGCAGUGUGGCCUGCGAAGCUCCAUUUAAGUUUGGCAACUUUUGUUGUUAUGUCCUCGACUUUUGUUUUUGAUUUUACCCAGUCGUUCCUCUUUUUAUCUGACAGUCGUAUACCUAACAUUGCUCUUUCCAUUGCUCUUUCUGUUGUGGCUAUUUUAUUCAUAUUUGCUUUGGUUAGGGUCCAGGUUUGACAUCCAUAUGUCAUGAUAGGAAGGAUGCACUGGUUGAACACAACACUUUGCUCCUCAGGUAUUGGGGUAUUUUGCGGUUCUUAAGUAUCCAACUAAGUUUUCCAAAUCCUGCACACUCCCAAUUACAGAAUCUUUAAUAAUCAACUGGAUGUUUACAUCUGCUGAUUUAAUCAUGAUCAUGCAUUUAGUUUUCUUUAAAUUUAUCUUCAGUCGGUAAUCAUGACAUCAUUUAUUAAGUUAUUGCAUACCGUUCUGUAAAUCAUUCUUGUUAUCAGUCAUUAUUACUCCAUCGUCUGCAAAAUAUAAGUUAUUCAAAACUUCUCCACUGAUAGAAUAGAAAUACCUUCUAUCGAAUCUGAGUCUAUUAUGCCCACGCCAUUUCUAGAGCCAAAUUGAGUGUCACUAAUUUUACAUACAAGCAUUUGAACAAUUACGCUGUGUAUCAUUUUUUUAAAUAUUUUAAAUGUGUGACUUACUAAAAUUAUUGUUAUGAGAUCUUAGCAGAGGUUGUUGCACUUGACUUUUUGGAAAUUGCUAUAAAGUUCGAUUACAACCACUGGCUGGAGAUUGCAGUCUGGGGUAUUACCAAGAUUUCAACCAUUACAUUUGUAACAUUUUCAUCAAUGGGCACAUCAUCUGAUCAAGUAGCUUUGUUCUCUUUUGUGUUUCGGGUGGUAUGGACGACUUCUUCUUGUAGUAUUGGCGGUCCCGUAUCUUCUGUUGUUUCUAAUCAGAGUUCUUCUCUUUCAUUUUUCAUUGAUCUUUCUAUAUUUUGUAUCUGUGCGUAGUCUUACAGUCAUGUAUGCAUUAUUGUUUAUGUUCACGAUCAGUUUGGAGUACUGUAUCUAUACGACUUUCUUCCAACGCUAUCAUUACGCUGUUAAUUUCUUUCGUAUAGAAUGCUCUGUAAAAGUUUACGAAAGUCAGGACCAGUGGUGGGUUGUAUUCGCUGAAUUUUUGUAUAAUCCCUAUGAUGCUGUGUAGGUGGUUGUUAGUGCCAGACUUUUUUCUACAACCUGCCUAUUCUACAACCUGCCUGUCGGUAAAAAUAUAUUUUUGUUUGCAAUCUAUUUCCUAUAUAUUCUCUAAAAGUCUGUCUCAAUGUUUAUUUCUUUCACGUUCUUCAGUGUGUUCCUUACUUCUUCUAUUGAUACAUAAGGCAUCAAUUCCGGUUCCUUGGUUGAUUAAUCCUUUUUCUAAAUUUUUUUAACUUUUCUAUAAGAUAUUCUUCAUAGUUUUGUUCAAAAUCAUCUAUGAGGAUCAAAUAGUCAUUUUAUAGGAUCUGGUGAUUGUUCCGUUAUCAAAAGAAAAUAAAAAUUUUCUUUAACUAACAAUAAAACACUAAAAACGUUUGUUUUCUAUACUUCCACAAAAUUUAUUAUAACUAAGUGACUACAGCUGUUUCGGCAGAGUGCUUUUCUCAAGUGAUAUAGUUUACAAUGUGUUUGCCUUUUUAAGUCUUCAACUGAAGAGGUUGAGGAGUGGGGAGCUGUUUGUCUCGAGUUGGUCA
Molecule: messenger RNA, 7324 nt
Organism: Diabrotica virgifera virgifera (western corn rootworm)
Lineage: Eukaryota; Metazoa; Arthropoda; Insecta; Coleoptera; Chrysomelidae
Gene: chp
Product: chaoptin
Exons: 16
Coding region: 283-4155 (1290 amino acids)
Molecular function (GO): protein binding
Source: RefSeq, a predicted model, not a curated record